Messenger RNA from Dentiscutata erythropus, 218 nucleotides. Lineage: Eukaryota; Fungi; Glomeromycota; Glomeromycetes; Diversisporales; Gigasporaceae. The record is from the annotation of a GenBank genome assembly.
AUGCUGAUAAGGAAAAUUAUAUCAACUAUUAUAAUACUAUUCUCGAACGAAACCUUCUUUCUGAUAAUGGAACUAUGGUCGCUGAUAAUGUGUUAAUGGAAGGAUAUGUAUCACAAUUGACUAAAGACCUCAGUCAAAUUUCUCCUAUUUUACAACCAAUGAUUAAGCAUUUACGUUUAUUUAACGAGCACGUUGCUAAUGAUCAACGAACUACACAA